AUGGCAGAAGGAGAAGCUCAAACUUUGGAUUAUCAACAAAGACGAUGGCAUAACAUAAGAAAACUUUUAGAAAGGUCUGGCCCUUUCUGUCAUCCUGAUUUUGAGCCAUCACCUGAAAUUUUGGAUUUUAUAAUGAAUUCCUGUAAAGUAUUAAUCGUGGGUGCUGGUGGUCUUGGUUGCGAGCUUCUUAAGGAUUUAGCAUUAAUGGGAUUUAAAAAAAUACAUAUAGUAGACAUGGACACUAUAGAACUUUCAAACCUUAACAGACAAUUUUUAUUUCGUAAGAAUGAUAUAGGACUAUCCAAAGCUAAAUGUGCAGUGGAAUUUGUUAAUAAAAGAGUACCUGGAUGUGAAGCAAUAGCUCAUCAUUGUGCAAUUCAAGAUUUAGAUGAUGGAUUUUAUCGACAGUUCCAUAUUGUAGUAUGUGGACUUGAUUCAAUAGUGGCAAGACGUUGGUUAAAUGGCAUGCUAAUGUCAUUACUGCAGUAUAAUGAUGAUAGAAGUUUGGAUCAAAGUAGUGUUAUUCCACUAGUUGAUGGCGGCACUGAAGGAUUUAAGGGGAAUGCCAGAGUAAUACUUCCUGGAAUGAGUGCUUGCAUUGAAUGCACACUUGAUUUGUAUCCACCACAAAAAACAUUCCCCUUGUGUACAAUAGCCAAUACUCCAAGAUUGCCAGAACACUGUAUAGAAUAUGUUAAAGUUCUCCAAUGGAGUAAAGAAAACCCAUGGGGUAGUUCUACCAUUCUUGAUGGAGAUGAUCCUCAACAUGUGGCAUGGGUUUAUGAGAAAGCACAAGAGAGAGCUAUGAAAUAUGGCAUAACAUCUGUUACAUACAGACUGACACAGGGUGUAUUAAAGAAUAUUAUACCUGCUGUAGCCAGUACUAAUGCUGCAAUUGCUGCAGUUUGUGCUACUGAGGUAUUCAAACUAGCUACCUCAUGUUGUACAAACAUGAACAACUACAUGGUUCUAAAUAUGUCUGAUGGAGUAUACACUUAUACAUUUAAUGCUGAAAAACAACCAGAUUGUGUAGCCUGCAGUAAUACUACUAGGAUCAUGGCAAUAGAACCUGAUGCUACAUUACAAGCCAUAUAUGAUAAACUAUGUGAGGAUAAAGGAUAUUUAAUGAAAAGUCCAGGCAUAACAACAAUUAUCAAUGGUCGCAAUAAAACUUUGUAUAUGUCAUCAAUUAAGAGUAUUGAGGAAAAGACAAGAGAUAAUUUGAAGAAGAAGAUAACUGAGCUAGGAUUGUACAAUGGAGCUGAUAUACUUGUAGCUGAUGCAACAACACCUAACACUCUUACAAUAAAAUUGAAAUUUUCAGAGAAUGUUGAUGUAGAGAUGGGACGA
This is a messenger RNA of Brenthis ino (lesser marbled fritillary), 1350 nucleotides long. The record is from the annotation of a GenBank genome assembly. Lineage: Eukaryota; Metazoa; Arthropoda; Insecta; Lepidoptera; Nymphalidae.